AUGGUGCUGAUGCGUACAAACAUAAUAAUACAAUCUAUUCUGUUCCAUGACCCUAUUUCUUAUGUUUGUACGUUUUUAUUAAAGGUUCACUAGUUGUAUAAAUAACACUUCUAUAAUUUAUUACAAAUCAGCAAUUUGUACAAAAUUAAAUUUGUAUUAACAUUUUGGAUAUAUAUUCUUGAUAUCUAAAUAUUUAAUGUAUAAUUUUAGCAGCGAACAAAAAUUCAAUACAAUUUAGAAUAAUUACAAUAUAUAUUUGUAAAAACUUAUUUUCAAACUUGAAAAAUUCUUUUCAAAUUUAAUCCAGAAAUUAUGCAAGAAUAUAUAUGAAACAGAAGAUUUAGAAAAAUUGAUAGAAAAAAACAAAACGUAUUUGUAAUUACAAAUCUCUUCAUACUAGUAAUAGGGAAAUGUAUUCCAUUAUGAUAUUUAUGUACCAAGAUCUGUAUGUGAAUUGUAAUAUAUAAUAUUUUCUGCAAAUUCUAGUCACAUUUUGUACUGUUGAAUUUGUUUUAGAUUAGAAAUGAAACGAAUUUUUCAUGGGAGAGAAUAACAAAGGAAAGUGAAUUGAAUUUUGUAUACUAUUUAGAAGGUUGCAAAUGAUAGUUCAAUAUAUGUAAAUUUCCAAAAUUAUAUAUUACUAUAUUUAUAUAUUUUGUGCAAAAUGUAUACAAAGUAAAACAUUUUUAAUAAUAUUUAAUACUUUAUAUUUUUAUUCCUUUCUAUUAGAAAAUAAUUUCAUUGUUAAAAACACGAAGUGUACGCGUCGAUGAUUAUAUUUUGUACGAGUUUAGUAAAUUUUAUAGUAUGGAUUAA
This is a messenger RNA of Heterotrigona itama, 816 nucleotides long. The record is from the annotation of a GenBank genome assembly. Lineage: Eukaryota; Metazoa; Arthropoda; Insecta; Hymenoptera; Apidae.